AUGAGCAAAGCCUUACUCCUACUAUGGAAGAAAAUCAGAACAUGGGUCGAAUGCUUGUAUACGAAUAUCGAUGGAAAAUUUCAAGAACAAUUCGGUUUUCAUAUGACACAACUUACUUUAGCCAAGCUUAUCAACUAUUUAUACAGACCCAAGGAUUCCUCCAGUUUGGCGAUCACAAGGAUUUUAUUCGGACUGGCUAUGUUGUUCGAUAUACCAGAUGAGCGCGGAGGUUCUAUUAUGGACAAACGAUGGGGUGACCCUAUGGUCUGUCACUUUCCACUUAUAAAAUUCAUUAUCGCUAUCCCUAUGCCCUAUAUGGCUUUAGUGUAUGCGGCACUGUGGCUCGGAGCUUUAGGCAUGACGCUGGGCUACAAGUAUCGCUUGAGUGCGUCAGUAUUCACGUUAAGUUACUGGUAUCUAUUCCUGAUUGAAAAGAGCUACUGGAACAAUCACAGCUACUUAUUCGGCGUGGUCGCCUUACUACUUACUACGACCGAGGCCAACUGCUACUGGUCAUUAGAUUCCUAUCUGGAUCCCUCUUUGUCGAAGAAAACGGUACCAUAUUGGAAUUAUUUUAUUCUGAAGUAUCAAUUUUUCAUUCUAUACUUCAUGGCGGGUAUGAAAAAGGGAACAGCUGAAUGGUUGACAGGAUACUCCGUGCAGAAUCUCAGCGAGCACUGGGUAUUUAGCCCUUUCAAAUUAUUCUUAACGGUUCCACAAAUAGAUUAUAUCAUAGUUCACUGGUUCGUGUUCACAUUCGACCUCACCGUGGCAAUAUGGAUGAUGUGGUCUCGGACUCGGCACGUCGCUAUGAUCCUCUGCGCUCUCUUUCAUCUUAUGAACAGCAGGCUUUUUAGAAUCGGAAUGUUUCCAUGGGUCUGCUUAGCAACAAUGCCCCUGUUUUAUCCUUUUGACUGGCCAAAAAGAACAAAAAUUUUUGCAGAAAAAGUUAUGUCGAAAGUAAAAGGAGAAUUUUUCAAAUAUACGAAAAAGUUUAAUAUUAAUACAACUCAUCAUAAAAAUCAUGCUGUUGAAGAGAUAGAAAAACAUGUAGACAGUGUACAUAAUGAAGAUAAAUCAAAAAGUUCGUCGGAUGUUGAUAGAAUUAAGGAACAAAAUACUAACGUAAAUUAUCCCAUUGAAACAAAAAUUGACGGCGAAAAAAUAGGGAAAAAAAAAGAAAAGUCGUUUGAUACAAAAAAUAAAGAAUUGGAUACGAAAACUAAUGUUGCUGCAACAACAGGAGAAGAUACCCAACGUCGGAAGCUAAUCACUUUCAUGUUUAUCGUCCUACAUGUGCUAUCUCAAGCUUUCUUGCCUUAUUCACACUUUAUAACAAAGGGGUAUAAUAAUUGGACAAAUGGCCUAUAUGGUUAUUCUUGGGACAUGAUGGUCCAUACUUGGGAAAUCGAGUCAGUCAUUGUCAAAGUUGUUGACAAUGAAAGCAAAAAAGAAUUUUACGUUGAUCCGUAUAUUUAUUCACCAAACGAUAGGUGGACAAGACAUGGUGAUAUGGUCUACCAGUAUGCAGGAUGUUUAAAAGACAAUAUAAUAAAGAAAAUCAAAGAGAAAGAUUCGAACCGUGGAAACGAUAUUUCUGAAGAUAUUUCAAUUUACAUCGACGUUUGGUGUUCGAUGAACGGAAGAUUUACACAACGUAUGUUUGACCCUAAGACUGACUUAUUGAAUACGUCUUGGUCUCCCUUUGAACCUAUACCAUAUCUGAUGCCUUUGCUCGAUGAAGCAUUGGAUUGGAGAAAUAUUUUACAGGAUAUUAAGGACGACGUACAUACUUGGAGUGAUUAUAGUGACGUUACUUUCAUUGCCGAUUUUCCAGGAUAUUAUUUAGAGAAAUUUAUUCCAAUUGAAAUAUCAAAUGUUACGAUGACUGUGUUAGAUGGGUUGGUUGCCUACGAACCCGAUGAGACAAAGUUUAUGCAAGGACAGUCUUUUAAACUGAGUAAAGGAAACCAAGUUAUAAUGAAUUCGGGAACUUUCCAUAGAAUUAUCAAUAUUGGAACUAAACCAGCAUUUUAUGCUUAUACGUUUAUUAAUAGUUCAGAAGCAGGAAACACUGAAUCACUUGCUGCACAUCCGAAAUUACCAUUGGGUCAAGAAUUAUUUAAACGUUUUCAAAAUAUGUUUAAAUUUUUUAAAAAUAUAAUUUCAAAUGUUUUUAAAGUGCUACUAGAUGUAACAUCUCAAUGUUUGUUAUACGUGAUAGAAUGUGAGAAUGUGGAAAACGAUAGCGACAUUAUAAUACAAUUUUGUUCUAGUGAAAUCUUUAAUACUUAAUAAGAUUUUCUUGAAAUUGCUAAAAAUGUAUGUCGUAAAUUUUUGGAGACUUCAAAAUUCUUUAUUAUCAAUUAACUUCCAACAAACACAAUUCUAACACGUAGGUAAUAAUAUAUUAUAGUCUGUAUUUUGUAGCUAUAUAUGUUUCAUAGCCGAUAGUAAUGCGACGUUGCAUUGUUAAAAUAAGUAUAAAAUCACAAAAAUUAAAGUUUCAAAUUAAUCUUCGUUUAUUUUAUAAUGUAUAUAAAAUUUUCUUUAAAUUCAUUUUACAAAUACUUGGAUUAACCAAGUAAUUUGAUCACACUUAAUCAGUAUGGUCACAUAAAACUUGCCGAAGACGUACCCGACUGACACCGAUUGUUUAGUAGUGGAGCCAUACAAGAAGAUGAAUGUAUCAAUUGGUCAUCAAUUUAAAGUCACAAACCGUGAAUUAUUUAGCGCCGAUUCGUAAUACAGUGCCGAUCAUAGUUCGUUUUUGAGCUAGUGUUAUUAAUAAAAUUGCUAGUAGUAUUAUUAAUUGCGCAUACGAAAAAAAAAUCAAUUAGGACGGCUGGGUCUCAGUACCCGGCCACCCGGGUGACGCUGUAAAGGCCGAUAGGACCAACAGCAAUACACAACCGAAAAAAAUAAAUAAAUCAAUUAGGUACAUCGACAAGUUAUGCAACAUAGGUAGACAAAAAAAUUUGUCAAGUAAAUACGCAUUAUUAAAGAUCACUGAAAAACUACUUCUCAGAUUUUGAUUAAAUUUAAUGGCACCGCAUGACUGGCACCGCCUAUCGAUUGACAAAAGAAUCAUCGAAAUUCGUCUUUCCAGUAAAAAGUUCGGAGGUAACACUUUGUCCCUUUUUUGAUUGGUUAAAAAUGGUUUAACAAUGAAGUCAAAGUUUUACUACUCAAGUUUUAAACUCAGAUUUUUAACCAUUUCAUGGUGAAAUUCGCUUAGGUACAAAAUUUUAAUGACAAAGCCAAGUAAUAAGAACUGAGCGAAAAAUAUAAAA
Molecule: messenger RNA, 3293 nt
Organism: Melitaea cinxia (Glanville fritillary)
Lineage: Eukaryota; Metazoa; Arthropoda; Insecta; Lepidoptera; Nymphalidae
Product: vitamin K-dependent gamma-carboxylase
Exons: 10
Coding region: 1-2295 (764 amino acids)
Biological process (GO): peptidyl-glutamic acid carboxylation
Molecular function (GO): vitamin binding; gamma-glutamyl carboxylase activity
Source: RefSeq, a predicted model, not a curated record